This is a messenger RNA of Aspergillus puulaauensis, 846 nucleotides long. RefSeq lists its product as uncharacterized. The coding region runs from base 1 to 846 and encodes 281 amino acids. Lineage: Eukaryota; Fungi; Ascomycota; Eurotiomycetes; Eurotiales; Aspergillaceae. The transcript has a single exon. The record is from RefSeq and is a predicted model, not a curated record.
AUGUCGCAAUCAGAAGGAUUCUCAGGCCGAAGCCUUGCACGGCGCCUCAUAUUAGCUGCCCUUAACCAUGAAGACAAGGGCCACCCUACCGCGACACAACCUCGCCACCCGACGAUGGCGGACUUGGAAGCUGGUACCAACUUCGACAACCCAGAGUCCGCUGAGGGUCGGGCAAAACGCCUGACGGUCACGAGAACAGACGCGAAUGUUCUCAUUCCUCCUACCGACAAGCUACUCGUCUUUCGCGCGCUCACUGGCAUUGACAGCGCACCCGCACUGAGUUUAUCCCACCAUAGUCCUCGAUCUGCUCCCAAUGUGGGCAUUUACACUCGUGUCGUGCAGGCUGAAACGAAGGCUGCAAGCCACUAUCGUUUCCACUCGGCCUUGAUCAACGUCUGCCUGGGAAUCCAGAUCAUUGUUGCCGCUACCCUGACAGCUCUAGGUGCUGCCCGGGGCCCUCACAAUGCCAUCACCGCUUUUGGUGCCAUCAACACCAUUGUCGCGGGUAUCCUCACCUAUCUGAAGGGCUCAGGGCUUCCAGACCGCCUGAAGCACUAUCAGAACGAAUGGCGCAAUAUCCGGGAAUACAUUGAACAACGAGAACGUGAACUAUGCCUGCAGAACUGCGAGCUGGACGUGGAAGAAGAGAUACAGAUCAUCGAGCAAAUGUACGAAGGUGUAAAACGCGAGAUUGAAGCGACAAAGAGCGGGGGCGAUAAUCGAGCGUCUGGCCGCGACGGACCUUCUAAUCGACGCAUUCUCCCGACUGGCGAACAGCGAAGGGAACACAGCCCUCGUAUGCCGAGCCCUGCGCGGACUAUUGAACGCCCUUUGGAGAAGGUUUAG